CGUUCUUCCAUAAACGCCACCCCCACCCCCCCUCCCUAUUACUGCGCCCACAUCUCCGCCUCCUCCGGCUCGCUCCCUCCUCAUCGCGCCCCCCAUAACCGCGCCUCCCCUCUCCUCACACCGCAUCCCGCUUCCCCCGAUCCCACCGGAGUCCUCGCGGCGCCCGCGUCCGUGCCUGCGCUGACCGCCGGCGAGGAGCGCCGGGCUGUCGCUGUGACCUCGCCGGCGUCCGGUGUAUUCGUCGGCUGGUUCUCUCGACGUCGCUACCCGAGAGCGCCGUCGUGUCGGCGGCCCAUGCCGGCGGCGGUGGGGGGACAGGGCGAGGGCGGCGCUCCUUGUCGCCGCGCGGACUGACAUGACUUGAGCCUUGAGAUUUAGGAUGUGUGCAGAGGGGUUGGAUUCUUGUGUAUAGGUUCUCGUUCUAUUGAUCAACCGUUGCAGAUUCUGACGGAAUGUUGGAGGGUCAAUCUUGCUUGAUAUCAAGGUCACUGCCGAGCUCCUGCGAGCAGGAAUCCAGAUUAGCUUACAUGACUUACCACCUCCUCGAGAUCACGAGGAGUAAGCGCCCACCUGGGGCCCUGUCUAUUGAGCACGACGGAAUUGCUGCAGUGGCAUCAUUGACAAAACGGACCAAAUCGGCUGAGAACAAGAAGGGUGAACCACUGGAUUGUCAAGGCAAUAAUGAUCAGGGCUACUCAGAUUCAAGCACCUUGAUAAGUUCCAUUGGCCGUGACAAUUCAAUCAAUUGCCUUGCCCGUUGCUCUCGUUCCGAUUAUGGUUCUAUUGCAUCACUCAACUGGAGCUUCCGUUCACUUGUCCGCAGUGGUGAGCUGUACAAGGAACGCCGACAGCUGGGGAUUGCAGAACACUGGGUCUACUUCUCCUGCAAUGUGCAGGAGUGGGAGGCGUAUGACCCCUACCGUUCACGGUGGAUGACGCUUCCAAGGAUGCCCCACAAUGAUUGUUUCAUGUGUUCUGACAAGGAGUCACUUGCUGUGGGCACUGAAGUUCUGGUGUUUGGCAAGGAGAUUCUUUCACAUAUUAUUCUGAGCUAUAGCAUUCUGACAAACUCAUGGUCGCGGGGUGUUGAAAUGAAUGCCCCUAGAUGUUUGUUUGGAUCAGCUAGUUUUGGGGAGAAAGCAAUUAUAGCUGGUGGCAUGGAUGCUCAAGGACAGGUGCUUCGCUCUGCUGAGCUGUAUAACUCCGAAACUAAGAGAUGGAUAACACUUCCAAGCAUGAAUAAAGCAAGGCGAAUGUGUUCUGGUGUCUUUAUGGAUGGCAAGUUUUAUGUUAUUGGGGGAAUGACCAGUAACACAGAGGUGCUUACCUGUGGAGAAGAGUAUGAUUUACAUACAGGUACCUGGCGGGUGAUAGAAAACAUGUCUGAGGGGCUCAAUGGUGCAAGUGGUGCUCCUCCACUUGUUGCUGUUGUCGAAAAUGAGUUAUACGCAGCGCAAUAUGCAGGAAAGUUAGUAAGAAAGUACAAUAAAAGGGAUAACACAUGGACAACAUUGGGAGAGCUACCAGAGCGACCGGAAGCUGUGAAUGGCUGGGGUAUUGCGUUCCGGGGUUGUGGAGAGCGGCUUUUGGUUAUUGGUGGACCAAGAGUGUUGGGUGGUGGGAUGAUUGAGCUCCAUUCUUGGAUCCCAAGGGAGGGGCCAUUGCAAUGGAACAUGAUCGGAAGCAAACCUUCUGGUAACUUUGUUUAUAACUGUGCUGUUAUGGGGUGCUGAUCUGUGUGCUCUCAAACAUACCGUCAACAAGAAAGAUUGUGAUAUUGGUUUAUCAAAUGGCAUAAAUCACUGAUUCUACCUGAUGGGUAAUCUCUGCAUUCUUUUUGACAUUUCAGAUUUUACUCAAGGUUCAAUAGAGUAGUCAGGUCAAUGUACUCGUUAAUAGUUACCAUUUGGUUUCUAUUUUCAGCACAUUUGAUUUGCAGUUGAGGAUCUGUACCUUGCUCCAUAUACUCUGUUGAAAUGAGUUUUCUGAGAUGGAUGCAUAUAGGUGACAAACUGUAAUUGAGAUAACUGUGCAUCUAUAUGAUUGUAUCAUGUUCUGAACUGUGUCAACGUUAUAGUUCUACUGUACAAAUGUCUCUUGAUAAAAACAGCAUGUAUUCAAAUGUCAUAUGUACACUUUUCA
Messenger RNA from Phragmites australis (common reed), 2142 nucleotides. RefSeq names its product F-box/kelch-repeat protein At1g74510-like. The transcript is spliced from 2 exons. Gene Ontology annotation, cellular component: nucleus. The record is from RefSeq and is a predicted model, not a curated record. Gene Ontology annotation, molecular function: protein binding. Lineage: Eukaryota; Viridiplantae; Streptophyta; Magnoliopsida; Poales; Poaceae. Bases 453 to 1733 code for a protein of 426 amino acids.